This is a messenger RNA of Ambispora gerdemannii, 852 nucleotides long. The record is from the annotation of a GenBank genome assembly. NCBI's taxonomy places the organism in Eukaryota, Fungi, Glomeromycota, Glomeromycetes, Archaeosporales, Ambisporaceae.
CUACGACUGCGUCAAAUCAGGAGGUGCAAGAAUUGAAAGAAAAGCUAGCAAUAUUACAGGCGUCUAAGGUUAAAGAAGAAGUUCCCUUAUACAUCCAGUAUCUUGAUUCAAAUGUUUAUUAUCUUGGUUCCGAUGAUUGGGCGAAUUUUAGUCAACUAUUUACCCAUCUGAAAAAUCUUUUCUAUCUCAAAGGCCCAUUGGAACAUCAUAAGUUUGUUAUUAGCAAUAAAAAUAUAGAUUUUAGCUGGUCGAAAAAUGACUUUGUCGAUUUCAUUGAAAAACACAAAUGUUCGGUUAAUAAUCCGGUCAGAAUCCUUGGCGUAAAGAAAGGCGUUAAAAGAUCAUACAUGGAUAUGAUAGGUGAAUUGCCACCACCAUCGACGCUUGGAAUUCCUAAGGAAUGGUUCAAGCGACAGAAAGGUGAUCCUAUUUGUCUUAAUCACCGCCCACCAGAGGCUUCUAGUACUAUACCUGUUAGCUUGUAUAGUUCUAUUUUUGGUAAAUUUAAGGAUUUCUGUGUGGAAGAUCCAGAAAAGAAAGAUAAUGAAUUCACCUAUGAGAUUUGCUACGAAAUGGCCAAAUUUGAUGAGAAAGAGGAAGAUCGCCAAUAUGUGGCAAAUAAACUGUUAAAAGAAUAUCUCGAUCACCCUGUGGAAAUACUUACGAUUAAACGCAAAAAUUCUGACAGUUUAAAGGGUGCUCAUACAGACGGCACUAUAUCCCAUUCUAAGUACCGUGGGGCUAAUUUCGAGUAUAAGUGCGAUGACUGUAACUCCGGUGCCUCUCCUUAUUUAGAAAAUUGUAGCUAUUAUUUAGUUUUCUGCAAAGAACAAGAAAAUAGUCCCUCAUUUU